This is a messenger RNA of Auanema sp. JU1783, 1506 nucleotides long. NCBI's taxonomy places the organism in Eukaryota, Metazoa, Nematoda, Chromadorea, Rhabditida, Rhabditidae. The record is from the annotation of a GenBank genome assembly.
AUGUUAUUUGUGGAUAAUUUCCUUCAAAGGCUUUUAUCUCCUAGUAAUCGACUAUUACAUUUAUCUUUCAUAUGUUUCAUUGUUCCUUACUUGUACAGCCAAUUCAAUGAUGAACAGAGAAGAUCUACUUUCUCGGUUGAGCAAGCUAUGUUCAAUGCUUGGGAUAAAACUAUAACAAAGCCAAGUUCUUCGUUUUCGAAGGCUGUUGUGGGAUUUAAUGCCAAUGUGGAUCUCAUUGUGAUGGGAACGAACUUGAUCGAGUCUCUGAAUACAACGUGUAAUGAGCCGAGUGAUCAUGAAUCCUUGUCCAGUCUCAACGAUUUGCAUGAAACCUUUGCUUAUUUCUUCCAAAGAGGCGCUGCCGCCGAAAGGUAUUUAUCAUCUGAAGAGUCUUUCAAUUCUCUUGUGCGAAUGGCUGAGCAUAAUAGAAGAGCCCAGUUUCACAUAGGAGGUAACGCUGCGCUCAUGGCAGAACGAAUCGCUAUUACUUUCCCAAGCACUGAAGUAAUUCUUGUCGGCCCUAUCGGACCUCGCAGUCAUGCUUUACUGCAUCCUUCCGUUCAAAGAACGAAUUCAACCAAAAUUGUGAAGGAUGAGUUACAUAUCAUUAUGGAAUAUAGACAGGGUGAAAUCUUAGGAGACUGGGUAGCUCCCAGUAGCAGUCGAUUUAUCACAAGUAGAGAUCAAUUCAGUGGCAGUUCUGUAGUGAUUGAUAUGUUCUUCUCCGCUAUUUCUCAGUUCAAACCUGAUUUAGUUAUCAUAACUGGAGUUCACUUAUUGGAAUUCCAAGAGAAGGAUAGCAGGGCUGAGAAAAUGACGAUCAUUAGAAGAAACUUAAAACAAAUAAAUUUCAAAAUUCCAAUUCACCUGGAGUUAGGAAGUUUGGGAGACGCUGCCUUUUUGUCCGACGUUCUGUUCAAGGUUAUUCCCUAUGUGGACUCUCUUGGCAUUAAUGAGCAGGAACUCGCGUUUUUAUCUCACGUCGCUGGUGGUCCCCACAUGGAUGCUUAUCCAGUUCAAGCAGGAUCUGUUCAUGCUCACAAGGUCGUUGAAAUGUUACAUUGGCUAUUACACACCUUUGGUCGCGUAAAAACCAAUCCCAAAUCUAUUAGUGAGGGCUACCGCCUGCAGAGAAUUCAUUUCCAUUGCUUGACUUAUCAUAUUAUGGUAAGCAUAGGAACAGAUUGGUCAAACUUGGCUGCAGGCUUAUCAGCGGGUGCGAGAUUAGUCGGACGGUUGUCGUGCAAUUUGAAUUCUGAGAAUGCUUUGGAUUCCGACUUACUAGAAGUUCGAACUCCCCAAGCCUUCCCACUUGACAAACAAAUCGGAAAGAUGUAUCACUUCCAACCUCACAGCCCAGUUGCCUCAUGGAUUCGUGACGACGUUCUUUUCGUUUUCACUCCAGUCCUUGUCUGUAAAUUCCCAUCCAAAACAGUUGGUAUCGAUGAUGCAGUCUCAGCAGUAGGGCUGCUCUAUUCUCAAUUCUAUAGAUUCGAAAAAUGGUGA